This is a messenger RNA of Closterium sp. NIES-67, 3951 nucleotides long. The record is from the annotation of a GenBank genome assembly. NCBI's taxonomy places the organism in Eukaryota, Viridiplantae, Streptophyta, Zygnematophyceae, Desmidiales, Closteriaceae.
GUCCUUCAGAGAUAUCCCGCAUUUCACAGGUAUUCUAGCAACGUUCAAUCAGCUGCGGCGAACAUGAACGGAAUAUGCAGAUCAGGUUACUCGCGCAAUUUUACCAAGGCCUUCUACUAGAAGACUAAGCUCUCCUUUGGGAGCACACUCGGUCAAACCUUGAAGUUCCAAAUCGAGUACGACUGCUCUUGAUAGUAGAGGUAGAAGUCGAUACAUUCUCGCGAAGAUGGCGCUUACGCCGCCAGUUGAGUCGUCAGACGCCGGCCAGCCGCAGUCGGCUUUCGAAACGGCCGACUCCAAUGGCUCUGAAAUCGACGAGCCGCAGCUGAUUCUGCGGAAAAUGGCGCUGAUGAAUCUCGUGGCGGCGGACGGAUACCACUGGCUGAAAUACGGAGAGAAAGUACUUUCAAAAAUCGGCGACCCAGUUUCAGUGAGAAGGGCAUACUACAAGUGUGGAGAGGCCAGUGGGGAGAAAGGGAGAGCCGGCUUCCGGUGCCCAGCACGUAAGGUGGUGGACGUGGACCCUUCUCUACCAUUCGACGCCGCUUUGGCUCGGGUCACCUACAGCCACUCGCACAACCACCCGCCGCCAUCCUCACUCACCGGCCGGCUCCGGCUAAGAGCAGGGGUGCUCGCCGAGCCUCAUGCCGCCGAGCCUGAUGGUUCCAAGCCUCCUGGUGCCGAACCUGCUGGUGGUGGUACGGAGGAGGAGAUGGGAAUAGAGGAGGUAGGGGAAGCUGGCCACAGUGGUUCUGCCUCUGGUGCUUCGGCCGGCGUUAGUGCUGCUGUGGGUGUUGGUACUGCGGCCGACAGUAGAGGUACUGCUGGUGUUGGUGCUGCUGCUGGCAGUGGCGCUUUUGAGCUGCGUCAGAGGACACAAGGGGCUUUGAGCCUUCAGCAGCAGUUGCAACAGCUGCAGGAGAAGCAGAAGCAGCAGCACCAGCAGCAUCAGCAUCAGCACGAGCAGCAGAUGCAGCCGCCGCAGCAGCUGCAGCUGAAACAGCAACAGCAGCAACAUCAACACCACCACCAGCAGCACCAGCAGCAGCACCAGCAGCAACACCAGCAGCAGCAGCAGCACCACCACCACCACCAACAGCAACAGCAGCAGCAAACGCAGCAGCAACAGCAGAAGCAGCAGCUUCUCUCUCUUCUACUGGCGUCCCUCCAACAGGGAAAGAACUCAGCUUCUGGUACACCGCCCAGCGCUGCUGCUGCUGCUGCCGCUGCUGCUGGUGGUGCUGGUGCUGCUGCUGCUGCUGCACCCCUCACUGCUGCUGCCGCACCCCUCACAGCCGCACCACCCAGAGCUGAUGCGACACCCCCCGCACCUGUCGCGACCUCGGCUGCUGCAGCCGCAGCUACAGCCGGCGCCACUUUCACUCUGACUGCUACAAACGCUAUCACCACUGACGUCCAUGGCGGCAGCAGCAGCAGCAGCAGCAGCAGCGCCAGCGCCAAUGCCUCUCAACCCUCUAGCUCUCCAGUGGCCCCGCCUGCAUGGGUGCUCUCGCUGCUUCAGGCCUCCUCUGCUACAGCUGCUGCUGCUGGUGCUGCUGCUGCUGCUGCUGGUGCUGCUGGUUCUUCUGGUGCUGGUGCUUCUGCUGCUGCUGCUGCUGCUGCUGCUGCUGGUGCUGUUGCUGCUGAUGGCGCUGGCACUGCUUCUGCUGCUGGUUUUACAUCUCUUACGGUGCCUCAUGCUGCGCCAUUUGCAGAAACAAACGACCUACACACAGCAAAGCUCCCUCCCUCCACAGUCACACCCAAUACAAUCGCAUCGCCAAGUGUCACACCCUCUACUGUCCCCCCGUGGACUAUCACACCAUCGAUGGCAGCGGCGCUGCUGCUGAAAAUGUCCCAAGCUAACGGCCAAUCAUGCGAUCCGCUGAUGUCACUCGUGCCGCCCGCUUUCUGGACCCCCAUGGCAGAUUAUCUCGCAGCUGCUGGGAAGCUUCCAAAAUGCGUCGGCCCGCUGGGUUUGGCUGUUGGCCACGUGGCAGCCAUGUCAGCAGGCUUAUCCGCCAUGUCAGAGAGCGGGACAGGGAGAGGAGCAGCAGGAGCAGCAGGAGCAGCAGGAGCAGCAGGAGCAGAAGGAGCAGGAAGGGGCGAUGCUACAUUUACAGCAGCAGCAGCAGCGGCCCACCCAGCAGCCACAGGAGCAGCAGCACCAUUAGCAGCAGCAGUGUUGCCAGCAGUGAUAGCAGCGGCUAAGUCCCUGGUAGCUGAAGCAGAGGCAGCAGCAGCAGGGCUCGUUGCAGAAGCACUCAGAGCGUUAGAGAAGGGACAAGCUGCCUCUGCCCCUCCCCUGCUGCUGCUAAUGCUGCUUCUACAAGCAGCAUGGCAGCCCAUACUCGCAGCACAUGUGGCACCACAGCAGCCCUCACAGGCGGCUGACGUGGCAAUGGCAGAAACGGCAGACGCUACUGCGAGCUUGGACACCCACAUAAGUCCUGCGGGCUUGGACGCUACUGCAGGUUCCAAAAUGAGUUGCGGGCAGCAAGCAGGGGGGAGGAGACGGAGCAUGAGCCAACUGGACAUCCCCACGCGCAGCAGCAGCAACCCCUUUGCGACGCACAGCACCACUCAUGCCUCGCCAUCUCGGGUCCUUGUGGAUUCUCGAAGCAGUCAUCGCUGCGUGCCGUCCUCCUCCCCUCUCUCCUCGCGGGGGAGGCUGCCUGACGGGUCCCCUGGGACCCGUCCCAUGCACCAAACGGGCUUCAGCAGCCAAUACCAGCAGCAACAGCACCACCACCACCAAUAUCACCAGCAGCAGCAUCAGCAGCAGCAACAGCAGCAUCGCCAGGGUUCGUCCUCCUUCCGCCCUGUGUCUCCCCUCCCUCCAAGACCCGUCUCCCCCCUCGCCAGCCCACCUCUCUCCUUGUCACUCUCCCUCCUCCCCUCACCACCCUCCAAGGCGAGGAGGGGCGACACCCAAUCUUCCUCCUCCCCAUCUCCCAUAGGCUCUCACACACACUCAACCACUCCUACACACUCUGCCACCCCUACAGUGUCAAAUACACCUACACAGACAGCCACCCCCACACAGUCAACAACCCCUACCCAGUCGACUACACCUACGCAGACUACCCUUGCUCAUACCACCCCGACCACUCCUACAGGUGUUGGUUCAACUCUGGGUAUAAGCCUAUCGCUGUCACCAGACGCAGCAGCAGCAGCAGCAGCAGCAGCGGGAGGGGGAGCAGGAGGAGGAGGGGGAGCAGGAGGAGGAGGGGGAGGAGGAGGAGGAGGGGGAGCAGGAGGGGGAGCAGGAGGGGGAGCAGGAGGGGGAGCAGGAGGAGGAGCAGGAGGAGGAGGGGGUACAUUGGCAGUAGCAGCUGGUGCAAGCGGAGCGUCGGCAGCAUCAGGGGAUGCCAAAACCGCAGGGGCAAGCAACAACAACAGCAGUGCAAGGGCCCUCGAACGAACCCUCUCUUUGGGCGAUGGAACAACUGCUUUCAGCCGCCUGGCUCUCAGUGGAAACGACUCAGCGAGGCGAAAGAGCAUCAUCCCACGCAACUCCUCCUCCUCCUCCCUCUCCACUCACUUCCUCUCCUCAAACUCUCACCAACCGAAUAACAUUUUCACCCAGUCUCUUCCCAACCACUUUCUUCGACGCAGUGCAGGUUCGCCUGCUAAGAAGCGGAAGAGCGUGGAUGGGAGUGCCAUGGAUUCUAUGGAUUGCUUUCGGAUGCCUGGAAAUGCGACUGAGGCUGGAAUGGAGUGCUCUUUUUUGGGCAUGUCCCUAGCGAGCUUCUGUGGCGGUGAUUUGAAUUCUUCCGCAGUUUCUGCACAAUGUUUGCAGCAUGACGAAAGGCGUAAGGGGCAUGUGAAAGAAGAAGAGUGCACAGUGCAUGCUCCCAUGGAAGGUAUAGAUUUGGCACUUAGUUUAGGAUAAAUGAAAUAUUUUCCGUUCCCUCUGGCUUUUGACAUGAAUAAUGCGAGGCACUUAUA